This is a messenger RNA of Gamsiella multidivaricata, 1464 nucleotides long. RefSeq lists its product as uncharacterized. Lineage: Eukaryota; Fungi; Mortierellomycota; Mortierellomycetes; Mortierellales; Mortierellaceae. The record is from RefSeq and is a predicted model, not a curated record. The coding region runs from base 1 to 1464 and encodes 487 amino acids. The transcript has 4 exons.
AUGGCAUCCACCUUUGUACGGUCGCACUGCGCUGACCUCCCCCAAGGAGAGGAUUAUCCUCCACAAGAGCACCAGCAUCGCAUUCCAGUUCGGUCUGGCUCUGGAGAUGAAUUUGUAGACUCGGAGAAGACAACGGGUCCUCAGGCACCAUGCGAUUCAACUACCUACGAUCACAACGGUUGUCGUCUAUCCAUACAGCAUUCCACACGGCAGCAGGGUGCACAGGAAGGGCGGCAUCCGUCGCCUUUAGCGCCACCACAGCAGGCCUCAGUCCUGGAAUCACACUCCUUAUCCCGUCCAGAGUCCCUUGACGCCACGCCGUCUCCCUGCUUUUCGCCGUACCCUGCUUCGCAUCUUCGCAUUCCAUCCAAGUCCUCAGCCUCGUCCGACGACACUGCUUCUUUCCUCAACACCCCUGCCAAAAGUGACCCUGGAUCCAGCACCAGCUUUGUCAUCACACCAUCAUCACCACCACUGUUGUCCAAGGAGUCUAAUUCGACAAAGAACCAUACCUGUUCACACUCGUCCUAUCCUGAUCAUCCCUCAACCGCACCCUCUUCAGCCUCCACGCCCCGUCCUCACUACGUAGUACCAUCAGGAGCACUAUCGACAACGUCAAUACUACCAACGAGUCUCCCGCCCUCUGAAUCUGCGUACCAUUGUUCUGGUCGUGUAGAUCCAACACCGUCUUCUGCCUCCAAGGUCAAGGCUCAGCAAUUAGAGACAGCGUUACAAAGCAGCGGUCCAUCUCAACAGGGUCCACACUUCCCACCUGUAUCCUCAGAAACCGCUAUUGCAUCACAAUCAACCCCUGCUAGUGUCGAGACCACCGUAACGACCAGAACAACUGAAGUCAAUCCUAUCAUUUGCGACCCAGAGAAAGCGUACUAUUUCAAUCGCUUCCUCCAGCGUCGACGUCAUCGACCGAACCCCGCAAACAUAUCUCUGACAGAGGUUCGACCUCUAGUUGAUUUCGACUCCCAGAAGAACGAACAGCAGCAACCAGAUCAAGGGGGCAAGUGUUUGGUUCCGCCUGAAUUCCAAGACCAGUUCCCGAGCUCACUUGGUUAUCUAGAGCACUUGGAGACGAGUCUUGUUUCGAACCAGCAGGCCGAGGCUCAAAAGAAAAGCAAAAGGCCACAGAGUUGGAUCGCCCUCAAGAGUUUUGUUACACACCAGAUCCUUGGCCGACCCAGCGAAAGCGACGACCAGAGAUUCGAAACGAAUUACUACAGCUACAGCGAAGAUCCGGACAGGCCUCGUCCACGUCGCCUCAGUCGUUAUUUGAACCAUAGCGCUCCUUUGAUUAACCGGUCUUUAUCGUCGCCUCCUUCUUCGUCGUCGCUGCCUGUGCUUCGAUCAGCCCCGAUCAACCUUCUACGUUCGUCUUCUCUAAUACCAUCAUUGGCGAGUGCUCAGCAGCAGCAUGCAGGAACAUGCGGCAAGCGAUCGCCCGCUCACUGA